This is a messenger RNA of Necator americanus (New World hookworm), 288 nucleotides long. RefSeq lists its product as uncharacterized. NCBI's taxonomy places the organism in Eukaryota, Metazoa, Nematoda, Chromadorea, Rhabditida, Ancylostomatidae. The transcript has 2 exons. The record is from RefSeq and is a predicted model, not a curated record. Bases 1 to 288 code for a protein of 95 amino acids.
AUGUUAAUGCCGUUUCUCAAAAAUAUUGGUAACUACUGCAAUGUCAUAUGUAUUCAUACCGUAGCAAAACAUCUCGGUAGAGUACAUCCAGCAUGUCCGAAAGACGGUGAGAGAAGAGAAAAAUGUCUCGAGAAAUUUUGCAAGGAUAUUUCUCAAUUAUUUAAAAAGAAGAAUUUGAAGUGCAAUGUUUGUCCUAUCGUUAUGAAGGAAAUCAAAGAGAAAAGUAAUGAGGAACUCAAAGAAAUGAUCGUUAACAAUGAUUGUACUCAUUUAUUUCCUACUGCAUGA